UCUUCUCUGCUCUCAGCACACUCAACUCCACUCCACACAGUUCACUCACAAUGGCUACUAGCACCAAGCUUGCAGCUCUUGGCUUUGUUGUCCUAGUGAGCAUUGGGUUCUCCGAUGCAGCAAGGAUGCUUGCUAGCUCCUCUAGUGCUUCUGGUGGUGGGGGAGGAGGUGGCGGAGGAGGUGGUGCCAAUGGUGGCAGUGGAUGGGGUGGGGGGUUUGGAUCGGGUGGAGGCUCAGGAUAUAGUGAAAGCGGUGGAGAUUGGGGUAACAAGUGGAACUUCGCCAAGGGGUCUGGAGGAGGAGGAGGAGCAGGCGGUGGUGGAGGAUCAAAGGGUGGAUCCGGGUCUGGUUCCGGCUCUGGCUCUGGCAUAGGAAGUGGUGUGAGUGGCUCUGCAUCAGCUCCUAGCGGCAAUGGAUACGCCAAUGCUGAUGGUAAGGGCGGGGGCGGGGGUGGAGGUGGUGGUGCAGAUGGGUCUAGUGGAACCGGGGUUGGGUCUGGCCUUGGCAAGGGAUAUGGUGAGAGUGGUGUGUCAAAGGCACCAGCUCCUGUUGCCGGUGGUGAUGGUACCAGCUACUCAGAUGCUGGCGGUAGUGGUAACGGUGGUGGUGGCGGUAACAAUGGAAAUGGAGGUGGUGCCGGCACAGGCGCUGGACAGGCCGGCAGCGACGACACUUCUGGAGGCUUUGCAAAUGCAGGAGGAAGCGGCAAUGGUGGUGGCAAAACUGAAGGUGUCGCAGAAGGUCCAAGCGUUGGAGUUGGAUCUGGUGCUGGGUCUGGCGCUGCUCAGACCGGUAGCACUGGCUCUUAUUGGGAAGGCUAUGCCACAGGAAUGGGCGGUGGCACGGGUGCCGGCGGCGGUGAGAGCCAGAAUGGUGGAACUGGCAGUGGUGGAGGCAGUGGAUCCGGAUCUAGUGGUGGCGGAUUCCGCUAAAUUACCCUUUGUUGAACAAGCUCGAUUUGGAACUCGACAUGUAUUUUAAUUUUUAUCACUUUAUUAGCAUUUUGCAUUGAAGGACACAUGACAUGUAUUGGAUGGACGAUCCUGAGCGCCGAUGGAAGGAACUAAAUAGCAUUUCUUGGAUUAACAUUUAACGCCUACACCUGUUCAGGCGGGUUUGUGCCAAUAGACAUAAUAAUAAUGUGAAGGAUUACCUCCUUUGUAGUUUUUUCUAUCUCAAUAGUAAAAUUUCUUGAUUUCA
Messenger RNA from Hordeum vulgare subsp. vulgare (domesticated barley), 1200 nucleotides. RefSeq names its product putative glycine-rich cell wall structural protein 1. The transcript has a single exon. The record is from RefSeq and is a predicted model, not a curated record. Lineage: Eukaryota; Viridiplantae; Streptophyta; Magnoliopsida; Poales; Poaceae. The coding region runs from base 51 to 932 and encodes 293 amino acids.